Messenger RNA from Folsomia candida, 1230 nucleotides. RefSeq lists its product as uncharacterized. The coding region runs from base 28 to 1230 and encodes 400 amino acids. The record is from RefSeq and is a predicted model, not a curated record. The transcript is spliced from 4 exons. NCBI's taxonomy places the organism in Eukaryota, Metazoa, Arthropoda, Collembola, Entomobryomorpha, Isotomidae. Gene Ontology annotation, cellular component: extracellular region. Gene Ontology annotation, molecular function: chitin binding; protein binding.
AUUCUCACAUUUAUCGACCUUGUCCCAAUGUGUCUGGGGAAUUCAAACGAUGGCCUGGUCGCCGAAUUAUCGCCGGCUCGAUUUCCAAAUAGACGCCGCGGUCCUGCAGCAUCUUUCGACGGGACAGAUUCGAUUUACUUAUUUGGCGGAAAGUUUAACUUUGGCGGCAAGACUUCCCACAGGGUUAUACGGGGGCACCACGAUAACGGAUGCUAUAGGGAUAUUUACCAUUUUAAUGGAGCCACCCGAUCAGCAAGGAGCCGGAUUGUGUAUAAAUUUAAUCCCAAUACGACACAAGUAACGAAUAUUGGGGAAUUACCGUUAGAAAUGAAUAAUGCAGUCAAGGUCAAUAACAGCGCGGUGCUUUUAUUCGGGAAUACAUUUCUGGAUCACUCGUCAAUCGUUAAGUUUGAUUUGGAGAGUUAUGAAUCCACAAUUGUUGGAGAGUUGGGGCAUAACUGUACACGCGUGGAUGGGAUUAGGUAUAAGGAUGACUUGUGGCUAUUGUGCACUUCAAAUCAUAACCCAACUCGGACAGCAAUGUUGCGAGACAAUCUAUCGGAUGGAACUGCGAUUGUGGAAAAAACAUUUCCAUAUCUGCCAGAAACUCCGAGAUUAAUUUGGGACGAGGACUCCACCAUGUACAUAAUUGGAGGGCAGCAGUACCCUGGAAAUUUUAUAAUAAAAUAUGAUCUGGAAAGGCUGUCGGAUAUUCAUUUUAUCGAAGUUAAAAUGUAUCCUGGUAAUGCUACCUACUAUUACACCGGGAUGGGUGGGGUUUACGUAAACAAACUAAAUCGCAUCUAUCUUUUCGGAGGGUUGGUAAACACACCGUUAUUAACCGGAUUUAAGAACGAAAUUUGGCACAUCGACCUACCCCGGAAGGAAGUCCCCUUUCAGGUGAAUUGUUCUGGAGAAGAUGGCAGAAUUUAUCCACAUCCGAAUAACUGCAGUCAGUACGUGGUCUGCCUGUCGGAAGAGAUAUUUGAGGUUAAUUGCGCAAGCGGUGAAAUGUUUGACCCGAUCGAUUUGAUUUGCAAAGAGCAAGAAUUGGUGGAUUGUAGUGCUAAUUGUGUUGAAAAGAUUAGAGGGAUAUAUCCCAAGGUUGGAGAUUGUUCGAAAUUCAUAACUUGUGACGAAGGUGUAACAACGGUGAAUCAAUGUCCUAACAACCUUUUGUUUGAUAAGUAUUGGCUAAGGUGCAAUUUUGAGGAUAAGGUUAAGUGCUAA